AUGGACGCGCUGGAUGAGUCUUUGGCACCAGAUACACAUCCGUCGCGACAUCGCAAGUCCCUCCCCUCCCCGUCGACGAGCGCUCCGGCACCUCAGUCGGCAGACCGUGCCAAUGUGCCUCCAGCCUCUCCUGAGGUCAUCUCCUCGUUGAUAUCGUCGCUGUCGGCUAUCUCAGCCCCCGCGCAGAGUCUUUUCGAUAGCUUUCCCAACAUCGAUGACCACCUAGGACAGCCAUUGCCCAAUUCGCCGCAAUCGGAAAGCUCGCGGGGCCGCCCGCAGAGCGGUCGUUCGAAGUCGAAGGCGUCGAAUGAACAUGGGUUUGGCAUGGACUAUGGUGCAUACAAGGUCCUGGAAGAGAAUAACGAUAACCCGUUCCUGCAUCCUGACGAUGCGGCCAUUGCACCAGUCGUUCGUAUGGCACCUCCUCCCUCGUCAUCCAAGCCCAAAAAUAAUUCAGGACAAGAGGCGCCGCCAUUGAGACCCAGCUCUGUCGGAUCGUGUACUCCAUCGACGGCAGCCUAUGACGAAUUCUCUGGAUUUGGCAUGAUCUCGACGGAACCCGGUCCCCGAGUAUCCACUGCAAAUAGCAUCGCAUCUUCCAGUUCCGGAGGACGAAGGAGCCUUAAGGGCCAGUUGGGAUUGCUGAAGAGAGCAUCCCGAGAAUUUCUGCAAGAUAAGGAAUCUGAUCGAUUGAAGAAGACGUCCAGCCAGAACGAUAGCCUGAAGCUUAAAAUGCCCCGAAGCAGAGCAAGCUUACAUUCAAUUCGUUCCAUGGCAGAUCUCACAGAGGAGAUCGCAGAUGACGGCGAUAUAGGAAUGCGAACGAAAGACAGCAGAGGGUCGUCCGACAGACACAGGGUUUCAUCGCUGCCUCUAGAUACGCCAGCGGCCGGACCCGGCGGUAUAGGAAGCGGGAGAUUGAUCCCUACGCGUGAAUCCUCGUUACGACAUAGCUAUGGUGGUACCUCAAACAAGAAGCGUAGACCUCGUCAUACCCGCUAUUCAUCUACCGGGAGCAAGGACCUAAAGAUUGAGGGCGGUAUUGCUGAAGCCAGUAACGAAGCAGAGCAAGUGACAAAAAGAAUUCAACAACUGAAAGAACAGCAGAAAAAGAUCAAAUCAGAGCUUGAGAUCGAUGAUACUCCUUCAAAGCCUAGGCGUUCACACUCAGCGUCACGGCCUCAAGCAUCGCGGAUGUCCAGCGAGACACGUCCGAAGCGGUCAUCGUAUAGUGGUGACAGUCUCUUGCACAAGGUGGAGGAGAGCGGUUUCGAUUUCCAGGAUGAAAGCGCGCCUGCCCCAGCGGUCCUGACCGGGACAAGCAGCAAAUCUAUGAAGCGCAACAGCGGUCCUCUUGCAUCAAAGACAACAGACCUACAGCCCAUACUGGGGAAAAAGUCGUUUGAUAAGUCCUCUCGUCUGGAUAGGAGUCAUUCGCACCGCUCAGCAGAGUUCUCCCCAGUCUCAGGUGCCAAGCAACACAAACGCACCCCCUCCGGACGGCUAUCUCAGAGACGACUCUCCAUGUCCGACGAACGCCCGUCCAGUGCGGAUUCGAUUGACCUCGCGGUGGAGGCGUAUAUUGAUUCUCCAAGACUGACGCGGAGGGUGGCUCAUCCGACCACAGGUCGCGUAAUAGCUUUCUCUGACGUUGGAGACCCGAAGGGCUAUGUUGUCGUCUGCUGCUUGGGAAUGGGGCUUACGAGGUAUCUGAUGGCCUUCUAUGAUGAACUCGCAAGAACUCUGAAGCUGCGGCUGGUCACGCUUGAUCGUCCUGGUGUUGGAGAGAGUGAGCCCUGUCCGGAUGGGACUCCCCUGGGCUGGCCGGACGACGUUGCGAUUGUCUGUAAUUAUCUGAAGGUGACAAAGUUCUCUAUCCUUGCGCAUUCUGCUGGUGCUAUCUACGCAUUGGCUACGGCCCUGCGGAUGCCACAACACAUUCGCGGUCGCCUGCAUCUUCUGGGUCCCUGGAUCCCUCCUUCGCAGCUAUCGGCUAUCGGAGCUCACAAGGAACCGGCUCCUAGCAACGCAGUCCCCUACUCACAGAGGAUACUACGUGCCCUACCAACUCCUAUUCUCAAGGUUGCCAACUCGAGUUUUAUGAGCGCUACCAGUACAAGCAUCACAACAAGUUUGCCUAAGUCACCUCGUCGAUCCAAGCGGAAGGCUGCCGUCAAGGAUACCCCGGGACCUGUGGCAGCAGAAGCUUCUUCAAGUAAGACGUUAACGCAAGGGGGGCCAGAUAAAGAUGCGGGAGCCGCACAGUCGUCGACAGGUGUUCUUGGUUCUCCUGAUGCAAAUGGCCAGGGCACUGUGACUAUGUCGGCCACAGAUGACCGCGAGCGCCAGUCUGACUACGACAAUAAGUUGACCUACAAGAUUUGGGAGUUGGCAACAACGAACGCUAACCCAGCCGUUGAUCUAUUGGUCUGCCUAGAGCGCAACCAGCCGAUUGGCUUUCGUUACGUUGAUAUUACUCGAGCAGUAGUCAUCCAUCAUGGAAGCAGGGAUACUCGUGUACCCGUGGAUAAUGUGAGGUGGCUGGGGAAGACAAUGCGAAGAUGCGAAGUGCGCGUGCUCGAGGGCGAAGGCCACGGCCUCAUGGCAUCAGCAGUCGUCAUGGGGAAUGUCCUUACUGAGAUUUCUAAAGAAUGGGAAGACUGGACCACUAUCGUGCAGGGCAAGCGGGAUGGUCGCAGACCGACUACCAACCACUCUUCGCGGCCGGGCAUUGUCAUCUAA
This is a messenger RNA of Paecilomyces variotii, 2742 nucleotides long. RefSeq lists its product as hypothetical. Bases 1 to 2742 code for a protein of 913 amino acids. The record is from RefSeq and is a predicted model, not a curated record. The transcript is spliced from 2 exons. Lineage: Eukaryota; Fungi; Ascomycota; Eurotiomycetes; Eurotiales; Thermoascaceae.